This is a messenger RNA of Cornus florida, 495 nucleotides long. RefSeq lists its product as uncharacterized. The transcript has a single exon. The record is from RefSeq and is a predicted model, not a curated record. The coding region runs from base 1 to 495 and encodes 164 amino acids. Lineage: Eukaryota; Viridiplantae; Streptophyta; Magnoliopsida; Cornales; Cornaceae.
AUGGCUUUUGAAAGAAUGAGGCAGCAUGAGUUGAAGAUAAAUCCCUUUAAGUGCGCCUUUGGAGUUUCAGCUACAAACUUCCUAGGUUUUUGUGUACACCAAAGAAGGAUUAAAAUAGACCAAAACAAAACAAAGGCCAUUAUUGAAGCAAAGUCACCGGCCACUAAGAAAGAGCUACAAAGAUUUCUUGGCCUGGUUGGAUAUUUGAGGCGGUUUAUUGCAAACCAUGUUGGAAAGACUCAUGCUUUCUCCCCAUUAUUGAAAUUGAAAAGAGUUGAAGAAUUCAAGUGGACGAAGCAGCACCAGCAAGCCUUUGAAGGGCUGAAAAGCUACCUGACUAACCCUCUAGUAAUGAUGCCUCUAAUAAAAAAGCGGCCUUUAAAGUUAUACUUAUCGGCUGUUGAUGAAUCAAUUGGAACUCUUCUAACCCAGAACAAUGAAUGGGGAAAGGAGCAAGCUAUUUAUUAUCUAGGUACAUAUUGGAAAGGCGGUUAA